CAGGCAGUCAAUCAAAUCUAUUCACGCAAACGGCGCGUAGCCUGUCGUAAAUCUUCACGCCAUGAGUUUACAGUGCCAGCGGGUGAUUAAGCUUGUAUUUCAUUUUUACCUUGACCGCUAAACAAGAUGCCUGAUCUGGGUCUCUGGUCAUCCAAGCAUGCGCCGUACGUACGCGCCAACCGCUCGAAAGCCAAAGAGCCGAACGGUAUGAACGGUGCAGAGCGCGCGCGGGGAAACGAGCCCUCGGUCGAAUUGGCACGAUUUCAGCACGCUGUACGAAGGCUAAAGUGGAAGCUUCCGUACUUGGCAGACUCGCAUCGUAAAGCUACUUGUAUGCUUGACGACAACGGUCUCGCCGAGGACGAGAAGAAGGAGAUCGAGACUAUGUUCAAGCUAGAUUUCUACGAAUACUAUACUGUCCUUGAGAAGGCGUUGGUCCAUUUGCUGGGCGUCUGGGACAUCGCCGUCGAAGCCCUUAGGAAUGACCUGACACACACGUAUCACGCAGCUAUUCUUACGACCCUGCAAGCGCCUACGAAUCCGCUGUACAAAGUGCUUGGUUGUCAACCAGUGUUCGGCCAUCUGCUAGCUGCAAAACAACUGAGGAACAGAUGGAAGAAUGCCGAAGUUGCAGGUCAGGACGAUAGUCCACCACCGCUGCAGGCUUUCGAGAUCGAGCAAAUGUUGCUAUCUAUUUUCAACGCCUUUGACGAAGCGGAACGGUUGGCGCGAGAUCAUCUCCGCAAGAGUCAGAACGACGGCGAUCGGGGUGGAAAGCUAGAUGAGAAGGAGAUAGAAUUAGAAGCCAUAGAAUACGUUGAUGAAAUGGACUGGGAAUAGAGCAUUUCGAGGUCAAACAUCCAUGCAUGCAGCCCUCAAAAUCCACAAUCAUGUCUGCUUCGAUCAAAUUAUCCAAAAGCUCACGUAAUUCGAUUGGCACGUCUACUUUCACAAGAUCGUGCCAAAGCGACCACAAGAGCCGAUUGGGCAAGCUUUGCGAAUGACGGGAAUUUUUGGUGGUAGUUCUUCUCCUGCAAGUAUCCGGUCUCAUGUGGCAAGAAUCAUCGCAACAAGUUGCAUCGUCUGACUAUUCAAAGUGGAUAUAUUUUGAUACCUGAACGGCAUUUCUCCAGCUGAUCGCCGAUUCGUGCCCAUUGAACGAAAAUACACUGCUUGAAAGCGGCACAAGCGACGACAAAAAUCCGCCGCAGAUGGUUUCAUAAGCGUCCCACCGAA
Verruconis gallopava is the source of this 1236-nucleotide messenger RNA. RefSeq lists its product as uncharacterized. The transcript has 2 exons. The record is from RefSeq and is a predicted model, not a curated record. NCBI's taxonomy places the organism in Eukaryota, Fungi, Ascomycota, Dothideomycetes, Venturiales, Sympoventuriaceae. The coding region runs from base 127 to 840 and encodes 237 amino acids.